AUGAGGAAAAUGAAGAAGAUACAGACUCAUGGGAUGAAGAAGACAACAUCCCACUUAGCCUUUUACAAACAUCUUCUAGUAAAAAAUAUGUAUGGGAAAAAAGGAUCUGCAAUAGAGUGGCAACCAAUGCAAAAGGCAAAUGCAAAUUUUUCUCCAACGGAACUAUUUUUUCAAAUGUUUGAUGAAGAUAUAAAUAUGUUUGUAACCUAUAGCAAUAUGUAUGCUGCAAAGAAAAAUGAACCCGGAAAUAUAACACACUCUGAAAUGAAAGCAUUUUUUGGAGUAUUGUUGCCAAGUGAAUAUGUGUCUCUUCCAAGGAGGUGUAUGUUUUGGGAAAAAAGUGGCGAUACAAGGAACGAAGUAAUAGCAAAUGCAUUAGCUAGAGAUAGGUUUGAGUUUUUCAUGUCAAAUCUUCAUUGCUGCGAUAAUGACAAUUUGGAUAUAAAUGACAGGUAUGCUAAAGUUAGGCCAUUUUUUGAUAGACUGAAUCAAAAUUUCCAAAGAUUCGCGCCUUAUUCUGAGACUCACAGUGUGGAUGAAUCCAUGGUUCCCUAUUUUGGGAAUUAUGGAUGUAAGCAAUUCAUCAAGAAUAAACCAAUUCGCUAUGGUUACAAGGUUUGGAUGGGUGCCACAAGUAGCGGCUACUGUGUGUGGAUUGAGCCUUAUCAAGGAGCCAAAACAAAGCUGAAAGAACGAUACAAAUCGUUUGGUUUAGGUCCAUCCGUUAUUUUAGAAUAUGCCGACAUACUCAAGAUGCUUGGAAGUUUUCCGUACCAUAUAUUUUUUGAUAAUUUUUUUACAACGGCCCCACUCUUGGAUCAACUGCAAAAGGACAAUGUAAGAGCUACAGAAACUAUCCGGGAAAACAGGAUGUCAAAGUGUCCAAUAUUAUCAAAAAACGAAAUAAAGAAAAAAAAGAGAGGAGAAUAUGAUUUUAGAUCUACUCAGAACAAAGUAGUUAUUGUCAAAUGGCAUGAUAACAAUGCAGUAAAUGUUGCUUCCAAUACUUUAUCGGUGGAGCAAUUACACCAAGUAUCACGGUUUUCCCAAAAAGAUAAGAAAAGGAUCACUGUAGAUCUACCACACCCGUUAUAUAUUUAUAAUAAGUUUAUGGGAAGAGUAGAUCAUUGCGACCAGAAUGUAAGCCUCUACUGA
Molecule: messenger RNA, 1155 nt
Organism: Leptinotarsa decemlineata (Colorado potato beetle)
Lineage: Eukaryota; Metazoa; Arthropoda; Insecta; Coleoptera; Chrysomelidae
Product: piggyBac transposable element-derived protein 3-like
Source: RefSeq, a predicted model, not a curated record